CCAACUAAGUGUGUCAGUCUCCAAAAUGGACCUGAGAGAGUUGGCUGUGAACGCGCUGGCCCAGAAUAAGAGAGCCGCUCUUCUGAUCGGCGGAGCUGGCGUGGCUCUUCUGGGAUUUGGUCUCGGAUAUAAAUACCUGCGAAAGCCAGAAAAAGUUGUUCGUGUAGGCGUAGUGUCGCAGCUCCUCAUUCACCCUCUGAAGUCUGGCAAAGCGGUGUCUGUGGCUCUCGCCGAGUGCCAGAAAUUCGGGCUGAAGUUCGGAGAGCUGCAGGAUCGACACUGGCUGGUGGUCACAGAGGACGGUCACAUGGUGACGGGCAGACAGGAGCCUCGUCUGGUGUUGGUGUCUCUGACCUGCGAGGGAGGUCAUGUUUGUCUGAACGGCCCAAACAUGGAGCAGCUUCGAUUCCCCAUCAAAGAGUCCAACAACCGCAUCAUCAACUGCAGAGUGUUCGGAGAUGACAUUCAGGGGCGGGACUGCGGCGAGGAAGCGUCUUGCUGGCUCACUCGUUAUCUGGGGGAAGAGAAAACCUUUCGCUUGGUGCACUUUGAACCCCACAUGAAGGCGAGGAGGCCGGUGGAGAGCCAGCCAAUUUUCCCGCAGUAUGAGGUGGCCUACCCGGAUUGCGGACCUGUGAUGCUGCUGUCCGAGUCCUCCAUCAAGGAUCUCAGCAGCAAGCUGGAGAAGGACGUCACGGUGGAGCGUUUCCGCCCAAACAUCGUCAUAAGUGACUGCGAAGCGUUCGAGGAGGAUUCAUGGGAGGAGAUCCAGAUUGGCAGCGUGAGACUGCAGCGUGUAAUGUCAUGUGGACGAUGCAUUUUCACCACAGUUGACCCUGAAACAGGUGUAAUAUCCAGAAAAGAGCCCCUGGAAACACUGAAAAGUUAUCGUAUGUGCAAACCGUCCGAGAAGCACAUCUACAAGUCGUCGCCGUUGUUUGGACAGCUGCACACCGUGAAGAAGACGGGCAUCCUGCAGGUCGGCGACGUGGUGUACAAGAUCAGCCGUUGAUUGAGUCCUUCUCUGAAAACGUGCUGACAAAUAUUUGGUGAUUUUUUUUGAAAGGAGGAAGGAGCCUUAAUCAAUCUGCUAGUCCACGCUAAAGAAAGCACUUAAAGACUUGUAGUACACAUAAAUAAUGAAGAACACUAAGAUUGUAAAAAGCACUAACAUGUAAUGAACAAUGUCACCAUUUUUUUAAAUGUUGCUGUGAUUCACUGAGAGACCAAUCUACUGAGAUUACAUGCAGUUCACAAUAUAACGAUAAUCAACAGUUUUUAUGGUUGAUUGGCUUGUGGUGCCAUUGGGCUGCAUCUACGUCACAUGAGCUGCUGCGUAACACUAAAGGUGCCUGAAUUAAACACAUUUCUGAGAGCUGCUCGUUGAGUUCACUGGUGAUUAAAUCCUGAAAGUAAAUGCUGCUCUUGAACUAAUCUGGGGAGGGUAUCACAACAACUGAUUAUAAUCUUCAAGGCAAAAAUGGCUAAAAAAAACAACAUUUAAGAUUUUUUUUCAAAUUCUAAACGUGUCACAACAUCAAUGCAAAGUAUUUUUUGGAAAUAAAUGAUUAACAUAAAAAAA
Messenger RNA from Chelmon rostratus (copperband butterflyfish), 1582 nucleotides. It is a transcript of the gene marc1, whose product is annotated as mitochondrial amidoxime reducing component 1. Gene Ontology annotation, cellular component: mitochondrial inner membrane. The record is from RefSeq and is a predicted model, not a curated record. NCBI's taxonomy places the organism in Eukaryota, Metazoa, Chordata, Actinopteri, Chaetodontiformes, Chaetodontidae. Gene Ontology annotation, biological process: nitrate metabolic process. The transcript has 7 exons. Gene Ontology annotation, molecular function: nitrate reductase activity; molybdenum ion binding; molybdopterin cofactor binding. Bases 26 to 1012 code for a protein of 328 amino acids.